AUGCAACUUGAACCUCCUGAUGAGGAUUUACCUGCCAUCCAGGUCUCUUUAAGUGAAUUUGUCUCAGCUGCAGAACAGAUGUUCACGCCAGACCAACUAGAGAAUUUUCUUCGCUUUGUGCUUGCUGGACGCCUUCAAAGCCAUGAUAAGCUUGUUCGGAUAUUUUUAAAUGCAAGACAAGGAGCCCUUGCACCUCCUAUUUCCAAAUUUCAAGUGUACAGAGACAUCGACUCUGUUAUAGGCAUUACACAGGAUUUACCAUUCCGAUUACCUAUGGCUAUCUUUCCCUUGGCAUCAUUCCGUGAUACCCUUACUGAAGACAAUCAUUUAAAAUGCUCUCUAUCUUGUGCAAAGAAUGUUAUAGGUGUCUCACUUCACCGAAUUCCUAACAUGGCAUUGGGGAAAGUUGAUCGACGUCAUAUCACCCGUAUCUUCUUCCCUGGAUUGUAUUGCCAAGGCCAAAAUCCUGCCAUUCCUCCAGACACGAUGACUUUAAUCUAUGAAAAGUGCCUUCGGCCUGCUGUUGUCAGUCUCAAUCCUGUUGAUCGGAGCCGAUGGCCAAUCACAUACUCAGCUGCCAUGAAUUUGUAUCGUGAUCUCAAAGGACAAUUUCACUUCAGUACAAUCGAUUUCCCAUCUAACCUCUUGGACCAGCUGGGGCCCAAACUUCUGGAAAUGUUCCAGAUACAAGAUGGGCUACAGGACGCAUUUUUUGUUCAUGAACUGCGGGGAACAAAAGGUGCAUCUCACCAUGAUCCAUCCAAUGCAGGAGCAAGACGUACUGCUCUCAAUACUGUAUUCCAUUUUUUCGACAUGUCGCUUGUCAGGCCAGAGGACUGGGUGGUUGAUAUUGGACUGGAAAUCCAACAUGAAGGCCAUGUAUUGCAGUGGCUUACCAAAGGCCACCUUCAGUAUCGAAUUAUCAGCCAUGCUGAUUGGAAUAACCUGGUAUUCAAACGCUAUUUUCCAGCCAAAGGAGCCUCAACAGUUAAGGCUCUUCAGCAUUUUCCAUCAGCAUCAUACUAUCGGCAAUGGCACGCUCUUAUGGAUAGGCUUGAUGAAGAUAAGGCAGAGAUCAUUCAGAAUGAUUUGAUGCAGUGGUUUAAUGAACUGUACUGGGUACCCCAUCCAGAAAGUGACCGUAUGUGGUCUACCAAAAAAGGUGGUAAGGAAUGGAUAAUGUUGCCUCCUGGAGAGCAGAGGAAUUGCCCACAUAUAGCAGUCAAUUCAAGAUUUAUUGACAAGGAUGCAGCCGUAGUGCUGGUUGUAGGAACUUCUGAAAGGCAGCACUAG
Suillus subalutaceus is the source of this 1293-nucleotide messenger RNA. RefSeq lists its product as uncharacterized. Lineage: Eukaryota; Fungi; Basidiomycota; Agaricomycetes; Boletales; Suillaceae. Bases 1 to 1293 code for a protein of 430 amino acids. The record is from RefSeq and is a predicted model, not a curated record. The transcript has 3 exons.